AUGGCGCCCGUAGCUGAUACCAAAGCUGAAAAUGUUGAAAGUAUGGAAGUUGAUGAUCAAAAGGAGAAAGAAGAGACAAGAGAUCCAAGAGUAGUUGCUUUUCAAAAAAUUCGUCAGCAUUGCUCUUUACUCGACCGUGGACUCCUCACGAAUCAUUUCAUGGGAAGAGUUCUCCAGGUUUUGCAUCAAACUAGAAAACAGCUGAAUGAAGAGGUCUUACACAAAUUAAUCACGAUGCAUAAUACUCAAAACACUGAACAUCGUGAUGCUCUCUUGCAAUGGGUUCCUGAUGGUUCCUCUUCUAAUCUAACGGCUAAUACAGACCAGAAAAUGGACGUGGAUCAAAAGCCUACCAAAGCCAAUAAGGAGACUUUUUCUUCUAGGGAAUCUGAUCUUUAUCUCAACCUUCUUGUCUUGGUUUACCUCAUCGAUCAAGAGAAGCUUAAUGAAGCUAAAGAUGCUGCUGAGCUUCUUAUCAGCAAGGUUGACCAAAGUGAAAAACGCUCACACGAUCCAAUUGUUGCUAAAGCUUAUUUCUAUUUGGCUUUGGUUCACGAGAAGCUUGGACGUUUCCAUGAGCUCACCAGUUACUUCAACUCUCGACUCCGAACAUCCACACUGCGUCAUCUUUAUGAAUCUCAAGCUACAUUAAUCUUCACAUUAUUGAGAUGCUAUUUAUUGAACAAGCAAUAUAUAUCUGCUGCUAAACUGGUAUCAAAGGUCACUUUCCCUGAAAAUGCUAACAAUAAUGAUCUCGCUCGUUAUUUAUAUUAUCAAGGAAGAAUAAAAGCUCUCCAAUUGGAUUAUGCUGCUGCUGCCGGGUAUUUCCUGCAGGCUAUGCGUAAGGCACCCCAAGAGGCAGCCAUUGGUUUCAAGCAGAAUGCUCAAAAAUGGGUUGUAGUCAUUGGAUUACUUCAAGGAGAAAUCCCAGAAAGAUCUACUUUCCGUCAGCCUAUCUACAGAAAGUGCUUGUACCCAUAUCUCGAACUUACCCAAGCUGUACGUGUGGGUGAUCUUGCUCACUUUAACAAAGUUUUGGACCAAUAUGGAACAAAAUUCGAGAAGGAUGAAACAUUAACACUCAUCGUCAGACUGAGACAGAAUGUCAUCAAAACUGCAGUCAAGCAAAUUUCGUUGGCCUAUUCUAAGAUCGCUAUCAAGGAUAUUGGAAAGAAGUUGCAGAUCAACAGUGAUGUUGAUACAGAAUACAUGGUUGCCAAGGCUAUUGCCACUGGAGCAAUCGAUGCAUACAUCACCUCAGAUACUAAAGAUGGCGAGAGAUAUAUGAAGAGUUCAGAGACGGUUGAUGUAUACAGAACAGCUGAGCCUCUCCAUCACUUUGACUCCAGAAUCAAAUAUUGUCUGGAACUUCAUAAUCAAGCUCUAAAAGCUCUCCGUUUCCCAGCCAAAAACAAGAUCAAAGUCGAAACUAUCCAAGCUCAAAGAGAAAGAGAACAACAGGAGUUGGAACUCGCCAAAGAAUUGGCUGAAGACGAUGAUGACGACUUCUAA
Messenger RNA from Auanema sp. JU1783, 1512 nucleotides. Lineage: Eukaryota; Metazoa; Nematoda; Chromadorea; Rhabditida; Rhabditidae. The record is from the annotation of a GenBank genome assembly.